Messenger RNA from Myripristis murdjan (pinecone soldierfish), 3135 nucleotides. It is a transcript of the gene snx5, whose product is annotated as sorting nexin 5. Gene Ontology annotation, cellular component: endosome. NCBI's taxonomy places the organism in Eukaryota, Metazoa, Chordata, Actinopteri, Holocentriformes, Holocentridae. The coding region runs from base 258 to 1457 and encodes 399 amino acids. The record is from RefSeq and is a predicted model, not a curated record. Gene Ontology annotation, biological process: pinocytosis; retrograde transport, endosome to Golgi. Gene Ontology annotation, molecular function: dynactin binding; phosphatidylinositol binding. The transcript has 14 exons.
UUGUAAACGUACACAGUCUGCAUUGUUUUAACGCGUACAGUUUGCUGUUAAAGGGAGAAGUUGCUACUACAUCGCCUUUUAAGGAAGCUAGGCCCGGGGCACGUCAAACCGCCGGGACAACAAAGAUGAGGGCGAGACAAACGAUUUGACAGGUUGUCAGCUAACCAGCUCACUAGGACGGUUUUCUGUAAUAAAUAUUUGUUAUUCGGUUUGGCUAACCAGCCUGAAGUCAUUCCACUGUUGUGAGCCCCCCCACCAUGACAUCUGCCCUAGAUGAAAGCGAUAAAGAAAAGACGCGCUCUGUGUCUGUGGACCUAAACAAUGAUGCCUCUCUCCUCAUUGACAUUCCUGAUGCACUCUGUGAAAGAGACAAAGUCAAAUUUACUGUCCAUACAAAGACCACACUCAGUGCUUUCCAGAAGCCGGAGUUCUCAGUUCCCAGACAGCAUGAAGACUUCAUCUGGCUACAUGACACUCUGGUGGAGACAGAGGACUAUGCUGGCCUUAUAAUUCCUCCAGCUCCCCCAAAGCCCGAUUUUGAGAGCCCAAGAGAGAAGAUGCACAAACUGGGGGAAGGUGAAGCCACUAUGACUAAGGAGGAGUACAACAAGAUGAAACAAGAGUUGGAGGCUGAAUAUCUGGCUGUGUUUAAGAAGACGGUCCAAGUGCAUGAAAUUUUCCUGCAGAGAUUGUCCUCUCAUGCCAUUCUCAGCAAGGACAGAAACUUCCAGAUUUUCUUGGAGUAUGACCAGGAUCUCAGUGUGAGAAGAAAGAAUGCAAAGGAAAUGUUUGGAGGUUUCUUCAAGAACAUGGUGAAGACGGCUGAUGAGGUCAUCAUCUCAGGGAUAAAGGAAGUUGAUGACUUCUUUGAACAGGAGAAGACUUUUCUGCUUGACUAUUACAGCAAGAUAAAAGAUUCCACUGCCAAAGCAGAGAAAAUGACCCGCUCUCACAAAAAUGUUGCUGAUGAUUAUAUUCACAUCUCAGCCACUCUGAACACUCUGUCUGCCGAUGAUAGUACAGCGCUUAAGAAACAUCUGGACAAGUUGUCAGACCUGUUUGAGAAACUUAGGAAAGUAGAGGGCAGAGUGGCAUCUGACCAAGAGCUGAAACUUACUGAGCUGCUAAGAUACUACAUGAGAGACAUCCAGGCUGCCAAGGACCUUCUGUACCGGCGAGCUCGGGCUUUAGCUGACUAUGAGCACUCUAACAAGGCGUUGGAUAAGGCACGACUGAAGAGCAAGGACGUUCCCCAGGCAGAGGAACACCAGCAGCAGUGCCUGCAAAAGUUUGACAAGCUCUCAGAGUCUGGAAAGAGAGAGCUCACCAGUUUCAAGGGCAGGCGUGUUGUGGCCUUCAGGAAGAACCUCAUAGAGAUGGCUGAGCUUGAGAUCAAGCAUGCCAAGAACAAUGUGACUCUGUUGCAGGGAUGCAUUGACCUGCUCAAAAGCAACUGACCAGUUUUCAGACAUUCCUAUCAUCACCAAGUGACCAGACAUAGUGAAGGGAAUCCUGAUGUCCCUAGAGCCUGGCAUGGACCCAAACCCAAGCACUAUCUCUGCUCCUACUCCCCAGGGUCAGAUGCCACUUUAAAAAAAAAUCUGCACAAGAGCAAGUGUCUUGUUAGCAGUGUGUCUCCAUGUUUACAGAUUCCUUGUCCUCUGAUUUGUGGUCUUCUCUUUCCAUGAUCUAUGGAAUUCUUACCUGAUGUAUUUGGCUCCAGAGACUGAGGCUGCCAGCACCCUUAAGGUCUUCCAUACUUUUGCAGCAUGAAUAGUAGUUAUUUUUCUUAUUCUGUAAGUUCUUGCUUUCUCAUAUUUUUCAUGAUAAAUGAUGCAAGGGGUGGAGGUUUUGCCUUUUUGAUCAUUUUUUUUUUUGUUUGUUUGUUUUGCCUGCAUAAAGGCACAUUCUAAACUCUUCCUUUCUUCACAUACACCAAAUAGUAGUGUAGAGUCUAAUCCAUCAAAAUUAGCUGUUUUGAAUGCAUUUUGAUUAUCUUUUAAUGGGCUUAGGGGAUUAUUUUUCUCAUUGCAUAACCAUAACCUUUGUCGUAUAAUUCAUAUAAUUAAUCUGCUUACAGCUAAGGCUUUUUUUUUUUUUUUUUUUGGUAUGAAACCGUUUCACAGAUGGGGCUGUUUCAAAUAGAAAAUGUACAGUUUACAACAGAAAAAAAAAACUUAUGCCUGGAAAAAAGUCCUCAUGUUCUGCAUUCCUGGACUCUGAGAUAAGUGUACAACCAAGCCAGACUUCUCUAAACCACUAGCAAAGUGCUCUUCCAUGAUUAAGAAGACGAAAAAGAUCCUUACGUGUUCAAAAAUAGCUGCAAAGCACCGCAGGAAUGGACAGUUGGAUUUGUUCUUACAUUCCUCUGUAAUCUUGGGUUCAGAUCUCACAGUUGUCAAAGAUGCACACUCCCUCGACAAAAUGACUUCAGACUUAUGCACAAAUGCAUUUUUUCAACUCAGCCUUGAUUUGUGUCAGCAAUUAAGUAAGAUUUGUAGACUGGAUCUUGGUUUGCUGUGAAGCCAGCCGUUGAAGCCUAUAUGCUGUAUAAACCACACAUGAUUAAAGGUGUGAGCAAGAGGUUAGUAAGACAAGCCAAGCUCGUGGCUAUUUAAUCUUUGAACAGUUUUAGGAGAAAAAAAUAUAUUUGUACUGAAUAUGGAUCUGAGUGUGUAUUUCCUGGGGUUUAUUUGCUCAGGGUUGUAAUGACCAGCUACAGCCACAAAACCCUGAGUUUCAUUGAUCAGCUUGUAAUGUUCACAUACUAUGCCUUCACCAGCUCCUUCAUUCCAGCCACGCUUACCCAUUCACACACUUUUCAGAUAGUGGUUGUGUUUUUUUUUUUUUUCUUCUUUAUUUUGCCCUAGCUUUCUUUUUGUUACUUAUGAGUCAUUGUUGAAUUUUAAGAAUUUGUUUAGAUAAAAUGCACUAAGAGGAUGAAAAAUACUUUGCAAUCAUUACCAAGCUCAGUGGAGUGUUUAAAAAUGCAUUAAAGAUAAGAGUUUUUGAUAAUUGAAUGUAUUUCUAAUGGAUUCUCGCUGUGUGAAUUACUUCACAUAAUGCUUUUCUUACAGAACAUUAGCAUUUUAUAAAUUUGUAAUAAUGGCAUCGAAUAAAUCCUACUUUCCCAAA